Cottoperca gobio is the source of this 3167-nucleotide messenger RNA. RefSeq names its product nudix (nucleoside diphosphate linked moiety X)-type motif 4b (gene nudt4b). The transcript has 5 exons. Bases 392 to 952 code for a protein of 186 amino acids. Gene Ontology annotation, molecular function: diphosphoinositol-polyphosphate diphosphatase activity; bis(5'-adenosyl)-pentaphosphatase activity; endopolyphosphatase activity. Lineage: Eukaryota; Metazoa; Chordata; Actinopteri; Perciformes; Bovichtidae. Gene Ontology annotation, biological process: diadenosine pentaphosphate catabolic process; diphosphoinositol polyphosphate metabolic process; adenosine 5'-(hexahydrogen pentaphosphate) catabolic process. Gene Ontology annotation, cellular component: nucleus; cytoplasm. The record is from RefSeq and is a predicted model, not a curated record.
CAGUCUGCCUGUUCAUUGUACUGAGUCAGCGGCCAUGCGCAAAUGGAUCCAGAGGAGGGCUGUGCUGUGUAGGCUGUAGUAUACAUAAGAUUUCUUCCUGCGGGACACACGCACUGCCGACUGGAAAUCACAGGCAGCAGCUGGAGCCUUGACUUGUAUUUACCUUCUACUGAUUUCAUGAGAAAAACAAAAAAUCCGGGAUAGUCUUGAGUGGUACCUUGGGAUCUCUCCAACAACCCCCACCUUCUCCUCCUCCUCUUCGUACUGACCAUCUCGGACCACGGAUGCAGAGAGCAGCAGCGAUGCGGUGGCUCUGCUGUUAACUCGCUGGAGCCUUUCCCCUGUUUUUUUUUGUGCCGGUUUUAUCUAAAGGGGGUAGAAUACAUACACAAUGAAGCUCAAACCGAACCAGACCAGGACAUACGAUGGCGAUGGUUUCAAGAAACGAGCAGCAUGCCUGUGCUUCAAGAAUGAACGUGAAGAAGAGGUUCUUCUGGUCAGCAGCAGUCGGCAUCCGGACCAGUGGAUCGUCCCCGGAGGUGGGAUGGAGCCGGAGGAGGAGCCAUGUGGUGCUGCGGUGCGAGAGGUGUUUGAGGAGGCCGGUGUGAAGGGCAAGCUGGGACGUCUGCUCGGAGUUUUUGAGCAAAACCAGGACCGUAAGCACCGGACGUAUGUGUAUGUGUUGACUGUCACAGAAACACUGGAGGCCUGGGAGGACUCCGUCAACAUCGGCCGUAAGCGGGAGUGGUUCACCGUGGACGAGGCCAUCAAAGUGCUGCAGAGCCACAAACCCGUCCACGCCGAGUACCUGCGGAGGCUCCAGCUCAGCUGCUCCCCAACCAACGGAAACUCCAUCCUCCCGAGCCCACCACCAAACGACAACUACCCCCAUUACAGCGCCACGGCCACCACACCCUCGACGGGCAACGUGCUGGGCUCAUCCUGCAGAUAGGACUGAACCUUUAACCUUGUGUGCUGUUCAGCGUGGACAGCUCACUAAAGCCUGUACAGUCUUGCAUGAAUCUAAUGACUCUUCAGAGCUCCGGCUCUUCCUUUUUAUGUAUAAUUUCUAGUCGUAGCUGCAGGACAGACCAAAGGCAUCACCAGAGCUGUGUUUAAAAAAUAAAUUAAAUAAAUAAAAUAAAAAAGUAUCACGUGACGGAGCAGGGGAAAUCUCUGACAGGAAAACAGUGGAUAUCUCAGAACACUUUUUUCUCUUUUUGCUGGAAAACACCAGACCGGUGAGCUGAAGCUUGGCAAGAGGAAGCUGCAGACUCAGCUGGUGUCAAUGCCCUGUUGAAGGAAUGCCUUACAGAAAUUUUUGUAUGAAUGUUGUCUUCGGGUCAUUUUAUUUCAACUACGGUCAUUAUUAUUUAUUUUUUGCAGAAUGGAUAUGCUUUCUAGUCAAUAAAAGAGUAAUUGACCCCAAAGCACGUCCAUGUGGGGAAUGUUUCCAGACUUAAUAAUGUCUUAGUCAUCAACUAAUGAUGAUAAAGGAAUAUAUCAUAUUCAUAUUACACUACAAAAAGACUCCUGAUAUGUUUCAAAGAUCUCCUCUGUGGGAUCUUUUCUUUACACCACGCAAUCAUCAAUUAUUAAAAAUGUUCUAAACUUAAAGUAAAUUAACUUAAAAUUAUAAAGCCACCCCCCCCAACAUCUCCUUUAAUAAAAAAGAAAUGGACGAAUGGCAUUAAAAUAAUUUAAAGUAAUUAAAGUAAAAGAUAUUUCACAAAAUUAAUAUAAACAAAUACAAAAAAAACAACAACAAAGAGAACAAAAUUAAAAGCUUAAAAUGCCAGAAAUGGCAUCAUUGAUUCCUCAGUAAACUGAAAACGCUGAGUCAUGCCACUGUGUAACAACACUGCUGUGUUCAUAGUUAAACUUCAGCCAAUGGCCCCGAAGUUACAACUCCACUAUCCUUGACCCGAUGAAACAAAGUCUGUUGACUGUUCACUUUGUUUCUGUUUCCCACGCUGUCAAAGUAAAAGUCUUUUUCAUGGUGUAAAGUACAUCUUUGCCUUAGGUAUCACAUGCUGCUCGGGUCAAUUGAGUUUAUUUAAACUCUGUUAAAGAAGUGUCUUUUCUUUACGCCGUUCACUGCUCUUCAAAUGAACAUUAAACUGUUUUAUCAUGACUCAUGGUGCUGCGAGGCGAUUCGGUAAAUCCGACCACCAAAUUAUAUAAUUUCCCUGUAUUAUAUGAUUGUUUAUUGUUUUGUUUUUUCACCAUCUGCUUGUAACUAAGAUUACUUGCGCCUUGGGCUGCAACAACUAAUCAAAAAAUAAGCAGUAAUGCAGUUUUAAUAUAAGUAUUUCAACAUUUCUUCAUGUUUUUUUUUUUUGGUUAUUGCCUAAAGAAAAAGAAGAAAGUGGGUGCAUCAUGGAGUCUAAGAUGCAUACCAUGUAUCAUCGUCGUUGACUUUAGGUCAUCCCCGUCAUUCUCUCUCCCUCUUGACUAUAGAUUUCCAAUUUAAGGCAAAAGAAUUCCAAAUAAAAACACAACUACAUUUUGAACAUGAAGACAGAAAUCCAAAGAAAAAAUGGCUAAAAUUGACAGUUAAAAGUCAGAUUUCAGAGAAUUAUUUGUAGCUCAUACAACCACACUGAGACACCCAGUCAUUCGGCUGAAUGACAACUCCAGAGAUUUGUAUAUAGCUUUGAAGAGAAACAUUGAACAUGUGUUUUUAACCUGAAUGUACCUGUAAAAUGUCUCUUAAUAUUUUAUAUAUUUUUUAACAAUGUGUAAAUGGCAGGAAAAAACAAACGUGGAGAACCCACUGAAAACCGUAUGUACAGUAUAUUUGUAUCCAUGAUGAUGUGCCAAGGGUUUAGGAUAUGAAGGUUGGUUGGUAUGGAGUUAAUGCAUUUUAAAUCAUGACCUGGUGAAAUCAAUGUGUUUGUCGGGACGGUAUAGAAGUUAACUUAAAGUUUUAGAUUGGGGAAAAAAAAAUUACAAACUAGAUCUUUACAUUUUUUAGAGAUGUUUGGUAAACUAAAAGCUUUUUUUUUUUUUUUUUUUUUACACAAAAUAACAUCUUGCUAAUCAAUUUGUGUGUUCCAAAUACACAAGACUAAGAGUAUAGACAUAAAUUAUGAAAUUGGGUUUUUAUAACAUUUUGGGGGGGAAAUGCAGUUUAAAAAAAAAAAAAAAAAGUGGAAAGUAGAGAU